Orbicella faveolata is the source of this 2183-nucleotide messenger RNA. RefSeq names its product beta-1,3-galactosyltransferase 5-like. NCBI's taxonomy places the organism in Eukaryota, Metazoa, Cnidaria, Anthozoa, Scleractinia, Merulinidae. Gene Ontology annotation, cellular component: Golgi membrane. The record is from RefSeq and is a predicted model, not a curated record. Gene Ontology annotation, biological process: protein O-linked glycosylation. Gene Ontology annotation, molecular function: hexosyltransferase activity.
AAAAUCUUCGCACCUGCCUUUACUCACUAGAGAGGUCAGCUGAAAUGACACAUUUAUAAAAUGUUAGUUAACAAAUAACAGACAUGUCAAAAUAUCGCGUUACGUUUACAUAGUUAAUAUAUGAUUGUGUUUGACAUAGCGAUUGCUACCAGAGGGAAGGAGGGAAUUAUUAUGUCGUAAAACUGCUUUGGAAUCAACAAAGGCUGAAACAGAAUCAACUGUAAGCAACCGUUGUUUGUUUUCGUUGACUGAAACCGACAAGUGCGAUGAAGUCUUCGACAAAGUGUCCAUUUUCGGUGACAACGACAUCAUGCAUAUUUCUAUGCAUAACAGUUUCACUGUCGAUGCUGUGCAUCUCAUUGUGGCUGACGAGUCAAGGACUAACCAACUAUGUUGAAUCUAUGAAGAUGAAACUGCAAGAAGAAGGUCAGAUUGGGAAGCGGUUAGCUGGUUCUCGGAGCAUUGUUGUGGAACCUACUCACGCGAGACCAGCCGAGCGACGGAUUGAUAAACAUUCCAGUGACGAUGAUGGGUUUUCAGACUCUUGGCAGGAAGUUCGCAAACAUCGAACUCGCUUAUUAACCCGAACAAUGUGCCAACAGGGCUUUUUUCUUGUGAUAAUCGUUGCAAGCUUCGCUGAGGCUUAUCAGAACAGAAUGGUUAUUCGUCAUACGUGGGGAACUGACAACGCUUUGCACCGGAAAUGGAAGACGGUCUUCUUGAUCGGCGAGGGUCAAAACGUUGCCAUGUCGGAUCGAAUUUCGCGCGAGGCGCAAAUAUUUGGCGACAUUAUUCAAGGUGAUUACAAAGAAACUUUCGACAAUAAAGUCUUCAAAGUACAAUCCGGCUUCGAAUGGGCCGCGAAAUACUGCAAUAACUUCCAAUACUUGUUGAAAACCGACGAUGAUGUUUUUGUCAACACCCGUGGGCUCAUUGACUUCCUGAGUGCAACUGGGUCGUCCAAUACAGAAUUUUAUUUCGGACAUCUAAUGCACGGUAGCCCUGUUCUUCGCACAGGAUAUUACGCAGUCUCAAAAGAGGAUCAUCCGGGGGAUUUCUACAAAGAUUAUAUAUCAGGCGGUGGGUAUGUGCUUUCGAAAGAUCUCGUUCUAAAAUUCACCCAAAUGUUCGAUGUUGUGAAGCCGUUGAAAAUCGACGACGCCUAUAUAGGAAUGCUAGCGGCAGAUAUUGGCGUCGAGCCGGUAUCAAGCUCAACUUUUAUUAUGUAUAAUGACAAUUCAUGUAAAGAUACUGAUCGCAUUUUACUCAUUAGACCCGUAAGUCACGAAUGCAUGGUCGAACUUUUCGAUGACACACAGAGAAAAAUUCUUUCACCACCCAAGGAGGACGUGAAGUACUGAAUAUAGUUUUUCACUUUCAUAGGUCUAUUUUAAAAUACACGUCUCUCUGACCUCAUGUGCAAUAGCGAAAAUGAAAAAUUUUUAUAUAAAACAAGUAGAGUAAUCUAAUAACGGUAUACAACGGGCAGGUAUGUUUUGCAGGUUGCAGGUUGACAAAUCGACUUUUAAGUCUGAGUGAGUCUGGUUAGCCUAAAUAGCACUCCGGUUAGCCUAAUUUAGCUUAGGUUGCUUGCGGUUAGCCUUUAUACUCAGGUUUAUUCGACUUCAACUCAAAUAAACAAGUCGUUUCAACCUGCAACCUGCAAUCUGCAAAAAAUAACUGCCGGUAUACAACAGCUCAGAAAAGGCCAGGAGCCUAAAACAAAUACCAGCGUGACAAUUACGUUAAAGUGGGUAAGUGAGUAAGAAACUUUAUUUACGUGUCAAAUACUUUAUCGCGAUAGGGACAAAUUGAGGACACAUUAUAAACUAAGAAUUACUAAAAAUUUACACUUCUAAUUGCUUGAUGGUUAAAAUACUUCAUACACUAAAGUAAAAAUGAUAAAGAUAUGUAACAAAUUUUUAAGUUUUCUCAAGCCGGAUUUUCUCAGCAACUGCUUUGCUUAAUUGCGUAUAGGUCAUUUUCGCUUGCAGAAAUACAAUUUUGUUGUAAAAGAAUAGAAUGAAUUAACUUUAUUUUAGAACAUAUUAGGUCUAUUUCAACAAACCGUCAAAAUUGCAGGUCCGCUACCAGUGAGAUUUUUCCAUAAAUUGAUUCUCGAGAAAUCACAAAGAGCAUACAACAUGAGAGUAAAUAGAAGAAUGAAAAUAACGAAGAGUUUA